This is a messenger RNA of Erigeron canadensis, 1094 nucleotides long. RefSeq names its product transcription repressor MYB6-like. The record is from RefSeq and is a predicted model, not a curated record. The coding region runs from base 18 to 1094 and encodes 358 amino acids. NCBI's taxonomy places the organism in Eukaryota, Viridiplantae, Streptophyta, Magnoliopsida, Asterales, Asteraceae. The transcript has 2 exons.
GGGGACUAUUUUAUGAAAUGGGCCAUCAUUGUUGUAGCAAACAGAAAGUUAAGAGAGGGCUAUGGUCUCCUGAAGAAGAUGAAAAACUUAUCAAACACAUCACUAAUCAUGGCCAUGGCUGCUGGAGUUCCGUCCCUAAACUCGCAGGGUUACAAAGAUGUGGCAAGAGUUGUAGAUUGAGGUGGAUAAACUACUUGAGGCCGGAUCUCAGACGCGGCUCGUUUACUGAACAAGAAGAGAGAACAAUCAUUGAUGUUCAUAGGAUACUAGGGAACCGAUGGGCUCAAAUCGCAAAACAUCUACCAGGAAGAACAGAUAACGAGGUUAAGAACUUUUGGAAUUCAUGUAUCAAAAAGAAACUUAUUUCUCAAGGUUUGGAUCCAAACACUCAUAAUCUUCUUUCUCCUCAUCAAAUCCCGAUUCUUAAUGCUAAUCCUAGUAAAAACACCGAUCCCACGAAGCCAGUUUUCUCUAUUAUAAACAACACUUCAUCACAAACAAAAGAUACAAAAAGGGUCCCUUCUUUUAGACCUCAUUUAUCUACAAAUUCUAAUGAUAAUAAUGUAGUAAUUCAUACCUUGUACGAAAAUUCGCUAUCUCACCAAAAUUCCAACCUCAAUUAUCAAGAUCAUUACAAUCUUGUUUCCAAGAAUAAUGAUGUAACUAGGCACCAAUCUAGUACAAUGUACUUUUCAAGCCAACCUUUGGUUGAUAAUAGUACUAAAAUGCCCAUUUCAUUACCAAUAUCUUCUUCCUCAAAUCAACUUGAUUUUGGGACAAUGGUGCAAUCUUGGGGUGGGAACACUAAUCUUGGAGUGGCUUUUGAACAAUCAAGAUCAAGACCAGAAGAGUACCAAGAAAUGUUGCAACCACAAACGACAAUAAUGGCGUGUCAAGGGAACGACGUGGCUCACGAGUUUGGGAACAAGGGUUUGGAUGAUAUGAGGGAUGGUGAUGGUCUAACCAAUAUGGAUAUGGGUACGUUUGAUGGGUCAUGUAACAUUGACUUAGAAUUCAUGGAAGCUGCACUAAUGCCUUGUGCAAUGUACACGAAUGUUGGAUCUUUGGAUCAACUUGCAUGGGACUGUAACUAA